Molecule: messenger RNA, 1175 nt
Organism: Chelmon rostratus (copperband butterflyfish)
Lineage: Eukaryota; Metazoa; Chordata; Actinopteri; Chaetodontiformes; Chaetodontidae
Gene: ubl4a
Product: ubiquitin like 4A
Exons: 4
Coding region: 138-635 (165 amino acids)
Biological process (GO): post-translational protein targeting to endoplasmic reticulum membrane
Molecular function (GO): protein binding
Source: RefSeq, a predicted model, not a curated record
GAAGAUGGGCCGUUGACAAGAGAAGAAGCCCUGUGGCUAUCUUGAGCUAGCAAAGUAACGUUACUUGGGCAUAUUUGGUUACUUAAUAUUUGAAGGUGUUGUUGUGUGGCUGUGUUUUUCUCUCGCCAUCUUCGAAAAUGAUCCUUACAGUGAAACCGCUUCAAGGAAAAGAAUGUAGUGUACAGGUGACAGAAGAUGAGAAGGUCUCCACAGUGAAGGAACUUGUGUCUGAACGUCUCAACAUACCAGCAAACCAGCAGCGGUUGCUCUAUAAAGGGAAAGCGCUUGCAGAUGAGCACAGGCUGAGUGAUUACUCCAUUGGGCCUGAGGCUAAAUUGAAUCUGGUUAUCCGUCCAGUCGGGGAGAGGACUGGAGCGUCAGGGAUGGUGGCCAGCAGCAGCAGCAGCAGCAGCAGUAGUAGCAGCAGCAGCAGCACACAGGGAAGAGUGUGGCAGACUGUGUCUACUAUCCUUGCUAGACAUUUUAGUCCAGCAGAUGCAGCAAAAGUCCAUGAACAGCUUAUUAAGGACUAUGAACGUUCACUUCGACAACUUAGUCUUGAUGACAUAGAGCGCUUGGCUGGAAGGCUUCUUCACCCUGAUGGUGAGGCCAUGGACACCUCAUACAUGGACUAAGAUUGCCUAACAGGAAGUUGCUUAUUGUGAUUGUCUUUUGAGAGAGGUGCUUGGAGGUGCAUACAGUGUUUAGAAUGUGAGCCAUGCAAAAUACAGUAUGAGUUUUCUUGCAGAGGGCCCCAGCUGUGUGCCUAAUCAGUGGCUGAGUGAACACAGAUAGCACUGACUCUUGAUUAUCGCAGCAAUAGGGCUUUCUUAUCCAUGACCAAAGGACUUGGAUAAGAAAACUUCGCCUCUUUUGAAUUGGUCCUCGUCAUUGAUGUUGCAGUCAUGACACAAGACCUGAUCACAUAAUAUUUGAAUACAAAGGAAUCCAUUUAUGCUGGUGGUUUCACAUGAUCUCUGGCUGCUACAACUCCCAGCAGGACACUACCUUCUAUUUGUUAGUAAUGUCUUUGUGGGAUGAUCGCUGGGUGUUAACCAUCUGUGAGAAGGUAAUACAUGUUUUAUUCCGUAACUAACUGAUGUUCAUUGUAUGAUUUGUAAAUAUCAUGUUUAUAUAUACAGACAUUAAAACAGUAAAAAGAAGAAAAAGACUAG